CCCUCAGCUGUUUUGCACAUGGGUUUCAUACUGGCACAUAGCUGUAGGUAACAGAAGUCAAGAAGCCCACACUAAUGACACUGGGUCUCUGUAAAGGAAGUAUUCAGUAAUUGGACAGGUUGAGCUACAGCCUUGAAGGUAUUUACAAAGAGUCUGAAACCCAAAAGCACACAGUCUGAAUAAACCACUGACAGAGCCAGGACAGGACAGGGUUGAUAACCUGAAAUAGAGUAAUUCAGAAAAUCGUCUGCUACGAUGAGGCUUGUCCCAGUCCUGCUCAUCGCUGGAGCUUGUGAAGUAGUGAUGUGCCAGGCACAAGACAGCUUCUUCUGGCUGUCUUACCUGCAGCGCCAGUUUGGUUACACCGAUUACUCUGGGCAGGUGGCAGCCAGCUUGCGUGCCAGGGAUUGCCCCCUGGAGUGUGACUGCCCUCCCAGCUUCCCGAUCAGCAUGUACUGUGACAGCCGCAACCUCAAGCAUAUCCCCUUCGUGCCUUCCCGGAUGAAGUAUGUGUACUUACAGAACAACCGGAUCAGCUCCAUUCAGGACGGGGCUUUUGACAAUGCAACCGGGCUGGUCUGGAUCAUGCUACACAGGAACCAGCUAACCAUGGACAAGAUCGGGAAAACGGUUUUCUCCAAGCUGCAGAACUUGGAUCGGCUCUAUCUCGACCAUAACAACCUUACUAGAGUGCCCACCCCACUGCCGCGAUCCCUGAGUGACCUCAGGCUGUCCAACAACAAGAUUAACAAAAUCCAGCCCAACACGUUCGAAGGACUGGAGAGCCUGACUUCCUUAUUACUCAACAACAACCAGAUCCCUGACAUCGGAACAGCUCUGAAGGGGCUGAAAUCACUGUCCCUUCUGGAUCUGAGCAACAACAAGCUGAAGAACCUGCCGGGGAAUCUUCCAGGCCGGCUUCACCAGCUCUAUCUGGAGUUUAAUAAGAUCAACACCAUUCCGCAUGAUUAUUUUAGGAAAUUCCCCAAACUGCAGUAUUUGAGACUCUCAAACAACAAGUUGACUGACGAAGGGAUUCCCUCCAACACUUUCAACAUCACCAGUUUGAUUGAGCUGGAUCUCUCCUACAACAGGCUGCAGAAGAUACCCUCGGUGAACACCAAUCUGGAGCACCUCUACCUGCAAGCUAAUGAGAUCACAGAGUUCUCAAUCAACAGCUUCUGCCAGGUGAUUGACAUCAUGAGCUUCUCUCGGCUACAAGUCCUGCGACUGGACGGCAACAAGAUCGCGCACAACAAGAUCCCACCAAAGGCGGCGCUGUGCCUACGCCUGGCCACCAUCAUCGAUGUGUAGACUCAGAGAGACGCUGGGAGGGGACACAGCUUCAGUCCCAGUAGAGCUAUUCCAGUUCAGCAUUCUUUUUACAGCAAGCUGCGUCUGAACCUGAAUGCGUUCUCUUUAUUGAUCGAACGUAUCUAACACAUUGCUUGGUUGCUUUAAUCCCCUGCAAGCUUUUCUUGGCUGUGAAAGCUUUCUGUUUUAGUGGGCUAGGACAGGAGGAGGGAUAGUGUGUAACGGGAUGGUUUUAACCAGUAGUACCUGGAGCAUUAGAACAAAGUCAAUCAAGUGCAUGUGAACAGUACAAGCACAUAAAGUUAAACGAAAAGUAUUAUUGUCUUUAAGUUUAGUUUUUCACUAAGAAAGAUACACACUUAAUCAUAUGUUACACCCUCAUUUUGUAUACAUAUAAGCUAAUUUAUGAUGUUAACAAAAAACACAUUUGAAUAAUGCUUUUAAAAGCAAUGCUAUUUUAAAUGUAACUUUUGUUGAAACAGCUGGUGCAGACAUUCAUUGUGCUUACCCCCCCCCUCCCCCCCCCAACUCCUUUAAGUAAUAUUUCCAUAGCACACAGUGCCACCUGAUGAGGUUGCAGUUAGGAUCUUAAAAGAAAGUCAAAUGAGAGUUAUCUAAACUGCCUGAGCUAACAGACUGGAUUUUUAGGAAAGAAAGAUACUGAACCACUCGAGUUAACAUUUCAGCAGGCUAAUGCCGAGUCUGAAUUCAGGAUACCAACAGACUGGGAGGGUACAGGAGCUGGGCUAAAGCCAAUGCAAAAAGGUCCACAGCACUGGAGGUGGAAAAAAACAUACCAGUGGCUGCUUUAUUGCGUUCAGGGAAAAGGUUAAAUAAAUACACACACACACACACACAAACAAAUCCCUUACCUAAUACCUUAGUUAGCUUAAAUAAAGAAGGCCCUUCUUUUGACAUGUAUCCUGUCAGCAGUUUCUUUCAGGGGUGUGAAAUCCCAUCAGAAAUACAAACGUUGGUUCUUUUGAGCUUUGCAAUCUCAAAGAAACUGCUUCAGCUCCUUCUAAGACUAAAAAAAUAAAUACAUGCUGUUUAUGGUUUUGUUUCAUGAAAGGGACGCCAA
This is a messenger RNA of Polyodon spathula (Mississippi paddlefish), 2395 nucleotides long. Its product is annotated as fibromodulin-like. Gene Ontology annotation, molecular function: protein binding. The record is from RefSeq and is a predicted model, not a curated record. NCBI's taxonomy places the organism in Eukaryota, Metazoa, Chordata, Actinopteri, Acipenseriformes, Polyodontidae. Bases 256 to 1314 code for a protein of 352 amino acids. The transcript is spliced from 3 exons.